Adineta ricciae is the source of this 1626-nucleotide messenger RNA. NCBI's taxonomy places the organism in Eukaryota, Metazoa, Rotifera, Eurotatoria, Adinetida, Adinetidae. The record is from the annotation of a GenBank genome assembly.
AUGCCAUCCGUAGGAACUCUUGCUUUCGAUGAAUUCGGUCGUCCAGUACUUAUUCUCAAAGGCCAAGACUCAAAAAAACGUCUUUUUGGAAUUGAAGCGCAUAAGUCUCAUAUCUUGGCUGGUAAAGCAGUAGCUGAUACGCUUAAAACGUCAUUAGGUCCACGAGGUAUGGACAAAUGCAUGGUUUCACCCGAUGGCGACAUUACGAUCACGAAUGAUGGUGCAACUAUUCUUAGUAUGAUGCAUGUUGAGAAUGAAAUUGGAAAAUUGUUGGUUCAGUUAUCAAAAUCUCAGGAUGAUGAAAUAGGCGAUGGAACCACAGGUGUUGUUGUUUUGGCCGGUGCAUUACUUGAACAAGCCGAAGCUCUUCUUGAUAAAGGUAUUCAUCCAAUUCGUAUCGCUGACGGUUAUGAAUUAGCGGCUAAAAUUGCACUUGACCACCUGGAAAAGAUUUCCGAAACUUAUCCACUGGAUUUAAAGAAACUUGAUCCAUUGAUUAACACUGCAAUGACAACACUCGGUUCAAAAAUUGUUAAUCGAUGCCAACGUCAAAUGGCUGAAAUAGCGGUUAAUGCAAUUUUGAACGUAGCCGAUAUGGAACGACGUGAUGUGAAUUUUGAAUUAAUCAAAGUCCAAGGUAAAGUCGGUGGUCGAUUAGAAGAUACACUUUUAGUCAAAGGUGUUGUCGUUGACAAAACAUUUUCACAUCCACAAAUGCCAAAACAAGUUCAAAAUGCUAAGAUCGCUAUCUUAACUUGCCCAUUUGAACCACCCAAGCCAAAAACAAAACAUAAAUUGGAUAUUACCACCGUCGAAGACUACAACAAGUUACGUGAAUAUGAAAAAGAAAAAUUCACUGAAAUGAUCAAAUCUAUCAAAGAUUCAGGUGCGAAUUUGGUUAUCUGCCAAUGGGGUUUUGAUGAUGAAGCAAAUCAUUUGCUGUUGUCUCAUGAAUUGCCUGCCGUGCGUUGGGUUGGCGGACCAGAAAUUGAAUUGAUUGCCAUUGCUACGGGUGGUCGCAUUGUUCCACGAUUUCAAGAGCUUACUGCUGAGAAAUUAGGUUUUGCAGGCCGUAUCCGAGAAUUAGAUUUCGGAACAACAGGCGAUCAUAUGCUAUGUAUCGAAGAAUGCAAGAAAUCGAACACUUGUACGAUCUUUGUUCGUGGUGGAAACAAAAUGGUUGUCGAAGAAGCUAAACGUGCUUUACAUGAUGCGUUAUGCGUUGUUAGAAAUCUUGUUCGCGACAAUCGAAUUGUUUACGGAGGUGGUGCUUGUGAAAUUGCAUGUGCUAUUGAAGUCGCCAAAGAAGCCAAUAAGAUCCCAACAAUUGAACAAUAUGCAAUUCGUGCAUUUGCUGAUGCACUCGAGUCAGUUCCAUUAGCAUUGGCUGAAAACAGCGGUUUUUCACCAAUAAAAACAGUUUCUGACAUUAAAUCACAACAAAUUGCACAAAAAAAUCCACGCUUAGGUGUCGAUUGUCUUAACAAGGGAAUCAAUGAUAUGAAAUCGCAAUCAGUUAUUGAAACACUUAUAGGCAAACGUCAACAGAUUAGUUUGGCAACACAACUUGUCCGAAUGAUUCUUAAAAUUGAUGAUAUUCGUUUACCCGGCGAAUCCGAAGAUUAA